AUGGCGUUGACUAUCCCCGCUGCCUGGAGCCCGAGCCCUGGCUGCCUCGCCUCCACCGAUCUCUGGGAAUGGCAGAGAGACGUGACCAAAGCACCCGUCCUCGGCGGGCCGGUAGAGACGAGUAGCUGCUAUCCGCCCGGUUAUACGGGAGAGACCAGGAUAUAUUACCAGGCUACGGCGUGCCCCACCGGUUUCUUUGCAGCUUGUGGCCAUACCGACCUGAGAACAACCUGCUAUUUUGUUUGUAACACUGAAUCCGCCUACGGUUACCUCGGUGUCACAACGUUUCUCUGCACUUCGAUAUGGACGGCCGAGGACACGAUCGCCUUCACAUACACGCAACUGGGGCAGAAGGGAGAUUCUGUGGCGUCUUAUACGGUCACAAGAACCAGUGGUAGCUCGACCACAGAACUUCCCACUUCUGGCACGUUCGCAACUACAGAGGUAGUCAAGUCGGGGGCCACGCUGUUCGCGAUGGGUGUGGCUAUCACCUCGACAGUGGAUACACCUGCCCCAGGGGCGGGAGGUCUCAGCACCGGGGCUGCCGCUGGCAUAGGCGUCGGUGCGGCGGUUGGGGCUCUCAUACUUGCUGCUGCUGCCUUCUUCGUUUAUCGUCAUAGGAGACGAAGAAGGCAGUCUCCACCUACAGCGAGCCAAAACUCUCAAUAUGCGGGCGUCGCGCACAUCCAAGACGUCCACAGAAAGCAUAAUUUGGCACAGCCUGCCGAGAUGGGGGUGUAUGAGCGACCCCGAGAACUGCCUACUUAG
This is a messenger RNA of Diaporthe citri, 768 nucleotides long. RefSeq lists its product as uncharacterized. The record is from RefSeq and is a predicted model, not a curated record. Bases 1 to 768 code for a protein of 255 amino acids. The transcript has 2 exons. NCBI's taxonomy places the organism in Eukaryota, Fungi, Ascomycota, Sordariomycetes, Diaporthales, Diaporthaceae.